This is a messenger RNA of Boeremia exigua, 423 nucleotides long. RefSeq lists its product as uncharacterized. The record is from RefSeq and is a predicted model, not a curated record. NCBI's taxonomy places the organism in Eukaryota, Fungi, Ascomycota, Dothideomycetes, Pleosporales, Didymellaceae. The transcript has a single exon. The coding region runs from base 1 to 423 and encodes 140 amino acids.
AUGCGUCUCGGAGAGACAUUCGGCUCUGGUCGGAUAAGCGCUUCAACAUCUCCAAAAUCUCAGAAAUCAAUAACGAAAAUCGUCUACAUUGUUAUCGACACCUGCUUCGCGACUUUGACGGACUUCGAUCAGGGAAAAGGAUCCACGAGCAUCGACUCAGUACACACGACAUCGCACGUCGCUAACAUUCGUGCUAAAAAGAUCAUGUUCGCUCGUAUCAAUCUCAAUAAUACAUGUCAAGUAGACAAGGACAAAAUUCUCGAGGAGAUAAAGGAUGGGCUCUACACCGGGAUCGGCAUCGGCGGAGACGAAAACACUGGAUGCUAUGCAAGGAAGUGUGAGGUUGAGGCAAAGCCCGUAGAUAUCGAAGAUGAUGGUAGCAGUGAGGAAGACCACGAUGGUGAAGACUGGAGUAUGGGAUGA